AGAGAAGGCACAGGAUGGAAAACUCAUGAUGAAUUGUUAGGGCAUGUUGAGUUGGUUCUGUCAAUGCCUGCAGUCAGAUGAUUUCACUGGCUGUACAAGAUGAAAUCUCAUAUUUCAAUGUAUAAGUAAAAGUGUCAAAGUUCAGCUGAAGCAGGGACGAAUACAGAGCAAAUUUUGUGUGUAUUUGUAACUAGGGCACCAGAGCAAUAGAGGAAGCCAAAAUGAGCCGGAAAAGCAAAAGGAGUUUAAAGGAGAAAUUUGCCUUGAAGAACAGCUUGGUUAAAGAAGCCCUCUCAGAAUUCCUGGGAACUUUUAUAUUGAUACAGCGUGUUUACUGCCUGACAAACAUUGUACAGCCUUGAAUGAAUUGCUUCUAUUUAUGGCACUUGGAUGUGGGUGUGUGGGACAGGCUGUCCUUAGCCGAGGAGCCCAUGGUGGGCCCAUGACAGUAUCGGUUGGAUUUGCAAUGGCAGUCACCAUAGCAGUGUAUGUGUCUGGGGGGGUUUCUGGUGGUCACAUAAACCCAGCUGUUUCAUUAGCCAUGUGCGUGACUGGAAGAUUAAAAUGGACCAAAUUACCAAUUUACAUAUUAGCACAACUCCUGGGAGCGUUUGUUGGAGCAGCGGCUGUCUUUGGGAUUUAUUAUGAUGCCUUUAUGGACUAUAGCAAUGGAACACUUGAAGUCACAGGACCUAACGCAACAGCACAUAUCUUUGCAACAUAUCCAGCUCCGUAUCUGUCCCUCAUAAAUGGAUUUGCAGAUCAGGUGAUGUCAACAGCUGUUCUUCUUCUGGGUAUAUUUGCUAUUUUUGACACCAAAAAUAACAGCGUACCAAAGGGCCUGGAGCCAAUUGCAGUAGGACUUCUUAUAAUUGUUCUUACUUGCUCCUUGGGAAUGAACAGUGGCUGUGCCAUGAACCCGGCCAGGGAUCUAGGCCCAAGGCUCUUCACAGCCAUUGCAGGAUGGGGGAUGGAAGUAUUCACGGCUGGAAAUAAUUGGUGGUGGGUCCCUAUAGUUGCACCUAUGCUGGGAGGUGUACUUGGAGCAAUAAUUUAUAUUAUUUUCAUUGAAAUUCAUCACUCAGAUACUCAGCCAGGAGAAGAAAAUGAUGUGUAUGAUAAAUACGAACUGACCAAUAUGGAGUAAGAAGUGAAGAAUCUUCUCUCUCAUUUUGUUGUGCAGUUUUUAUGCAAAUGAUUUAUAAAAUGGUCCAAACAAACCUGUAUGCCUCAAUUAGAAAUUCACAUUUCAAAGCAGAAAAUCUAUAUAGAAGACAAGUUAAAAACUGAGCUCUUUCCAUGAAACAUCGGGCUGAUCACAUUCAAAACUGGCAACUUGGGGAUGGGAAGGGUAAAUUGUUGUUCUUUUUGUAUGGCUUUCAGAUCAAGUUAUCUCCUAGAUGAAAUUGUAGUGAGAUGAUGCACUGACCUGUUAAUUCAACAUAUAUGAUCUUAAUCAUGCUGCCUAAUUAACUGAAAAUAGAUGAGCUAUUGCUAUGAAACUGCAUGCAUAGGUAGUUAAUUGGUUCAGUGUUGAAUUAACGUCUAAAAGCAUCGCUCAUUUCUUAUAGCCAUUAUUUAAGAAUGGCUUGUCUGAAAAUUAAAAAUAAUACCUGAAUUGGCUAAAUGUCAAUUGAAGUAGU
Messenger RNA from Pygoscelis adeliae (Adelie penguin), 1643 nucleotides. It is a transcript of the gene AQP9, whose product is annotated as aquaporin 9. Gene Ontology annotation, molecular function: water channel activity; urea transmembrane transporter activity; glycerol channel activity. The record is from RefSeq and is a predicted model, not a curated record. The transcript is spliced from 7 exons. Lineage: Eukaryota; Metazoa; Chordata; Aves; Sphenisciformes; Spheniscidae. Gene Ontology annotation, cellular component: plasma membrane; basolateral plasma membrane. The coding region runs from base 380 to 1147 and encodes 255 amino acids. Gene Ontology annotation, biological process: glycerol transmembrane transport; water transport.